GGACAUCACCACUCAUCUCAUGGCGGACACCAUUCAUCGCAUGGAGGGGGAGGCGGACAUGGAGGCCAUAAUGCUGGACACGGACACUGGGUUAAGUAAGAUGGAUAUAGCAAACAUGGAAAAUCUUGGGAAAUUUAUUAAAAUGACAAACUCCUACUUGACUAAAGGUAAUCAUGGACACGGCAAACACGGCCACUGGGGAAACCAUGGUCACGGGGGUUGGCAUAAACACGGAGCUAAUAAACACGGAAGCCAUUGGGGCAAACACGGUGCUGGACAUAACAAGGGUCAUUGGGGUAAUUGGGGCAACAAGUUACAUAGAGUUUAG
This is a messenger RNA of Oppiella nova, 328 nucleotides long. The record is from the annotation of a GenBank genome assembly. Lineage: Eukaryota; Metazoa; Arthropoda; Arachnida; Sarcoptiformes; Oppiidae.